CUCUCUCUCCCUCCCUUUGGACUCGGGCAGCGUGCGCGCCCCGCCCAACCUGUACCCCGUGCUCUCUCUAUAUAUAGAUCGAGCCCGGCAGAGCCAAGCGGGCAGAGGCAGAGGCGGUUUGGGAGCUAAGUGAGAGCUAGGGAAGGGAAACUGAGCAGACAGACAAAUUGAUCGGAUUGCCAGCGGUCCGAGCCACGCUCUUCAUCCCCCUCGGUUUGUCCAGCAAAGAGAAAAAAGAAAGAGCAUCGCUGCAUCGCCUCUUGUCUUGUCAUCCUGCGGGCGGGAGAGGGUGGUUCUUUCUCUCUCUCUCUCUCUCUUUUUUUUUUGGCGGGGCGGCUCUUGUUGGCCGGCUCUUUUGCGUCUCUCUUUUGCAUCAUGAAAGCGGUGAGUCCCGUCCGACACCCCAGCAGGAAAGCCCCGACGAGCGGCUGCUGUUGCGGCGACGGAGGAGGUGGCGGCGGUGGCGGCGGCGAGCUGGCUCUGCGCUGCCUGGCCGAGCACGGCUGCUACAAGGGGAGCCCCGCGCUGGGCGAGGAGGAGCCCCCCUCCGCCGCCGCCGCCUCCUCUCUGUGCCUUCAGUGCGACAUGAAUGACUGUUACAGCCGCCUUCGGAAGCUGGUGCCCACCAUUCCGCCCAACAAGCGGGUCAGCAAAGUGGAGAUCCUGCAGCAUGUGAUCGACUACAUCCUGGAUCUGCAGCUGGCCUUGGAGACCCACCCGGCUUUGCUCCGGCCGUCGCCGCCCCCGCCGCCCCCGCCCCCGUUGCACCCGGCAAGUUACCCGGGGGGGACUCCCCGGACCCCGCUCACAACCCUCAACGCCGACCCGGCGGGUGCUGUUAAUAAGCAAGGAGAUAGUAUUUUGUGCCGCUGAACUGCACUUCCAAGGUGUGCAGCAAGCAGAUCCUGAGCCACAGAAGCAGAAAGACACAUUAGAGGAGGGAAGGGGAAAACAAGAGAGAUGAAAAACAAAACAAAACAAAACAAAAAAAAUCAGCCACUGGGCUAAAGAAAAAAGAAACCUCAACUACUCCAGAAUUCUUUCCAUACUUCCUUUAGAGUGAGAGAAAGAGGGUGGGGGGAAUCACAACUUUGUAGUUCAUAGCAUUUUUCACAUGACUCUUAAAACUUUUUUUUUAGAUCAGAUGUGAAUUGUGUACAUGUCUAGGAGGGAGGGGGCUUUUAAAUCUUCAGUAUUGUGUGGUUUUCUGUUGGAUUGAAGAUCAAGGGCAAAAACUGGAGUUUAGAAAUAUAAUUUUAAUGCGUCGAGCAGUUAAAAUCUGAAGCUUUACUAAUCUACCGGAGGCGUUGUAGAUAACUUUUGUUUCGGCAUCUAUUGUUUAAAAUAGAUGGUUUUAUUGUUUCCUUGGGGAUUUUCUUCUCCCUGCAGGAAUGUUACAUAUUGUAUAGAUUAAAAUGAGUGACAUUUCAUACUAUGUAUAUAGAGAGAGCUUCUAUAAGUGUAAGUGAGAAAAGUUUAUGCUUUAAUAGACCGACUGUAAUUAUGAAAUAUUUUUAAUUAAAUAUUUUUUGUAAAUAUUAUCAAGAUGUGUAUGUUUUUUUAAAAAAUAUGUGAGAACGUUUCUUUAGGAAAACAAUAUUUCUGGCUCAAGUGCAGAACUGCUGACAAAGACAAUAUAUUGGAUGUUGCCCCCAAUCCCCCCCUCCCCCCUCCGUCCCCUGUAGACUCUGAAUCUAUAGGUGUAGGUAGCUUGGUCCUGCAUGAAUGCAUGAGCUGUCUAACCACAAAUAAAAUGUGUUCUGAAACCAUACAGAUGUGCUUUUCUUCAAUCCAAUUAAGAGGUGUUUGUAUCAUACAGUUUUGAAACUUGCAUUUUGUCUGUUUGGCACUGAGGUUGAUAUGGCAGUGUACGAGGAGAAGUUAUCAAUAUUUAGGAAUGGGUUCUUUUUACCCAAGACAGCUUGGCUUUUUUUUCAGUCUGGAUAUGGUGCUGAGGUAUAUUCAGCAUUUAUUUAACCUUUUGUUGUCACAGACAUUUUUAAUACCAAGUGGGGUGAUGUUACCCCAUCAUUUUAAGCCCUGUGGCAUUUUACUUGGAGAGAGAGUUUUGAAAAGUUUUCUGCUUCUGACCAAAAGGGCACAUGCUGUCAACAAUUGUAAAGUUGCUGUUUCUUUCAUCCAAAGACUAGAAACGUGGAGAGUAGGAUGGGUAAUAGGGAAAAAAAAAUCAGUUUUAAUUACUGGUAUAAAUCAAUUUCAAAGAACUUAUGUAGACCAAAAAAAAUCACAACCAGAUGACUGUAUUAAGAUUAUUUUUUUAAUAUAUAGCAGCAUUAAUUUUAUUGCAGCUCUGUUAACAUCUGAAAUUCCUGUUUAGUGUCUGUUAUGUGUAACUUCUACAUAUAAACAUUAAACUAGAUUGAUUGUG
This is a messenger RNA of Pseudonaja textilis, 2389 nucleotides long. It is a transcript of the gene ID4, whose product is annotated as inhibitor of DNA binding 4. Gene Ontology annotation, cellular component: nucleus; cytoplasm. The record is from RefSeq and is a predicted model, not a curated record. Gene Ontology annotation, biological process: negative regulation of transcription by RNA polymerase II; circadian regulation of gene expression; cell differentiation. Gene Ontology annotation, molecular function: protein dimerization activity; transcription regulator activity. Lineage: Eukaryota; Metazoa; Chordata; Lepidosauria; Squamata; Elapidae.